CACUGUCUGUUAUAACGACAGUUAACGCUUGAAAUCAUUUCCAUCUUUCAGUCUUUCCCUUCCAACUCUCAUGACCUUCUGAGCUAACACACACACACAGAAAUCUCACUCGAAAAAUUCUUCUCAAUUUCUAGGGUUUCACCUCGCAAUCACUCUGCUGUGCUUUUUCCGCGUGUAAUGUAAUGGUUACUACGGACGUGAGUUAGGUUUGGAGAUGGCGGACGAGGGAUCGGAGAGGGAGUACGGCGGAUUAGGCUCUCUCGACUCGAUCGAGUCGCGCUGGGUGUUCCAGGACGAGGAGGAUGAGUCGGAGAUCUAUAAUGACGGCACGGAUGCGGGCGAGAGCGGGGACGAGUCGCUGCCGCGGAAUGGGAUGUACUCCGAAGACGACGAGGAUAAUGCUGAGCAGAGGCUGAUUAGGACUGGUCCGAGGAUUGAUUCCUUCGAUGUUGAGGCUCUUGAGGUCCCUGGCGCUCAGAGGAGUGACUUUGAGGAUGCUACUUUAGUGAGGAAAAUUGCAUUGGCCUUCCAGACGCUUGGAGUUGUGUUUGGUGAUGUGGGGACGAGUCCGUUGUAUACUUUUAGUGUGAUGUUUAGUAAAGCCCCUAUUACUGGGGAUGAAGAUGUUCUUGGGGCGCUUUCAAUGGUCCUGUAUACGUUGUUUCUGUUUCCAUUGGUUAAGUAUGUCUUUAUUGUUCUUUGGGCCAACGAUGACGGAGAAGGUGGUACAUUUGCUUUGUACUCAUUGCUUUGUAGGCAUGCUAAUGUUAGUCUUCUCCCCAAUCAACUGCCAUCAGACAGUCGCAUAUCUAGCUUCAGACUCAAGGUUCCAUCCCCAGAACUUGAGAGGUCUUUAAAAAUAAAAGAAAGACUUGAGUCUUCACUUACAUUGAAAAGGCUUCUUCUGAUGUUGGUUCUUGCUGGCACCUCCAUGGUGAUAGCUGUCGGUGUAGUAACUCCUGCUAUGUCAGUGAUGUCUGCCAUGGGUGGUUUAAAAGUUGGAGUUGCUGCAAUUCAGCAAGAUGAAGUGAAGAUAAUUUCAGUGGCAUUUCUUGUAAUUUUGUUCAGUUUACAGAAGUAUGGCACAAGUAAAAUGGGGAUUGUAGUUGGUCCGGCCUUAUUUAUUUGGUUUUGUUCUCUUGGGGGCAUUGGCCUUUAUAACCUUACGAAGUAUGAUAACCGUGUAUGGAGAGCAUUUAAUCCAGUUCACAUCUACUACUAUUUCAAGCGUGAUUCUACUAAGGCCUGGCGUGCACUUGGCGGCUGUCUUUUGUGUGCAACAGGUUCUGAAGCAAUGUUUGCAGAUCUUUGCUACUUUUCUGUGCGAUCGAUUCAGCUUACUUUUUUGCUUCUUGUUCUGCCAUGCCUUCUGCUGGGUUACCUUGGUCAAGCUGCUUACCUGAUGGAGUAUCAUGCUGAUCCAACAGAAGCUUUUUUUUCUUCUUUGCCAAGUGGAGCUUUUUGGCCGGUCCUUUUAAUUGCUAAUGUAGCAGCAUUGAUUGCCAGCAGAGCAAUGACAACAGCAACUUUUUCUUGUAUUAAACAAUCAAUAGCUCUAGGAUGCUUCCCUCGCCUUAAAAUUAUUCACACAUCAAGGAUAUUCAUGGGGCAGAUUUAUAUCCCAGUUAUGAACUGGUUUCUGCUGGCAUUGUCGUUGGUGUUGAUUUGCUCUAUCUCAAACAUUUAUGAGAUAGGAAAUGCUUAUGGUAUUGCCGAGCUUGGCGUGAUGAUGAUGAGUACAGCCCUUGUAACUAUUGUUAUGCUUCUCAUCUGGCAGAUAAACAUUCUUAUUGUGCUGAGCUUUGUUUUUAUUUUCUUGGGUUUGGAGUUGGCAUCCUUUUCUUCGGUGUUAUGGUGUGUGGGAGAUGGAAGUUGGAUCAUAUUAGUCUUUGCUGUUGUCUUGUUUCUAAUAAUGUAUAUAUGGAAUUAUGGAAGCAAGCUGAAGUAUGAAACUGAAGUCAAGAAUAAAAUGUCCGUGGAUUUGUUGCGGGAAUUGGGCCCCAACCUAGGAACAACCAGAGCUCCUGGAAUUGGAUUGCUUUACAAUGAACUGGCGAAGGGAAUACCAGCAAUUUUUGGGCAUUUCCUUACCUCCCUUCCGGCUGUACAUUCAAUGAUAAUUUUUGUGUGUAUAAAAUAUGUUCCUGUUCCUGUUGUGUCUCAAAAAGAAAGAUUCUUGUUCCGACGCGUCUGCCUGAAAAGCUACCACAUAUUCCGUUGCAUUGCCCGAUAUGGUUACAAGGAUGCCCGCAAAGAAAAUCACCAGGUUUUUGAGCAGCUGCUGAUUGAGAGUCUUGAGAAGUUCAUUCGUAAAGAAGCUCAGGAAAGGGAACUCGAAAGUGAUGAAGAUGAUGACUCGAAUAAUGAAAACAAGUGCACCUUUUCAAGGGUCCUUGUAGCUCCGAAUGGGAGCAGGUCUACACUAGGUAUUCCUCUCUUGGCUGAUAUCACCGGGAAAACAGGUGUUAAAGAAAGCACCUCUUAUGGGCACGAGCCGGGGCCUUCAGAUAACUCAAACUUGUCUGAAGCAGAGCAGAGUCUCGAGACGGAGCUGUCUUUUCUACACAAGGCCAAAGAAUCUGGUGUUGUUUACCUUCUGGGUCAUGGAAAUAUCAGGGCAAGGAAGGAUUCUUGGUUCAUUAAGAAGCUCAUCAUAAAUUAUUUCUACGCCUUCCUGAGAAAAAACAGCAGGAGGGGAAUCACAAAUCUGAGCGUGCCACAUUCGCACUUAAUGCAGGUUGGUAUGACUUACAUGGUGUGAAAAUUUCACCGCUUCAAUGCAGUCAAAGCAGCAGGGCGUCUCUAAUGGCACUUCCUAUCCCAACACAAAUCACAUUCAUACCAAAUCCUUCUCAUUCUGAAGCAAGAUUUUGGAGCUCCCCGUCGUCUCCCACCAGGGAGGUUUUUGAUUUCCUUUCUUACUUGGGUUUCAUGGAUUCACAAGACUCUGAGGUUGUAGGUUAAAGAUGUUUCAAUCCUCCAAGCUGAUCAUCAUCAUGCUUGCAAAUUCUUUUGUUUAUCUUUCUUUUUUCCUCAUACAUUUUGUUGUUACUCAGUAUAUAACCUCUUGUAGAAUGUUGGGAUCUGUUAUAUGAAAUACUUAACAGUGUGUAAACGUGUAAAAAUGCAUUACACUCUUACUUUCA
Messenger RNA from Ipomoea nil (Japanese morning glory), 3146 nucleotides. Its product is annotated as potassium transporter 7-like. The coding region runs from base 215 to 2761 and encodes 848 amino acids. The record is from RefSeq and is a predicted model, not a curated record. Gene Ontology annotation, biological process: potassium ion transmembrane transport. Gene Ontology annotation, molecular function: potassium ion transmembrane transporter activity. Gene Ontology annotation, cellular component: vacuolar membrane; plant-type vacuole. NCBI's taxonomy places the organism in Eukaryota, Viridiplantae, Streptophyta, Magnoliopsida, Solanales, Convolvulaceae. The transcript has 10 exons.